AUGUCGAAAAGGUACAGCUCAUUGAAUGGUUCUCCUUUGGACCGUGAUAAUGAUCUCAAUCAGAAUAAUAAAGAUGACAUCAUCUUUGAGCAGGACUCGGAUAGCUUUAACAACGAUGUUUUUCAACCACAGGCCUCUUUGGAUGAUAUGGAAUCGCUUGGGUAUGAUGAGGGAGCUUUGGAUGAUGAAGAAAUGGAUUAUGAGGGAACUUUGAAUGAUGCCGUUUCAAACGAAACAACAGACGUAAACUCACCUUUGGCCAGUAUCAUUAAGGAACCGAGAGGAACUCUGAAAGCAGCUUUUUUCAACAUGACAAACUCGAUUGUUGGAGCGGGAAUCGUCGGAAUUCCAAUGGCAUUCAGAUCAAUGGGAUUUUUUUCAGGUGUGCUCCUGUUGAUGGUCUUAGCUGCUGUUAAUGACUGGACGCUAAGAUUGAUUAUCCUAAAUACAAAACUUUCCGGCGGAAAAACGUACACCAGUUUUGUUUCAAGGACAUAUGGGACUUUUGGAAGAGUCGUUGUGUUGCUCGCACAAGGAUUUUUUGCAUUUGGAGGAAGUGUCGGCUUUGCUGUCAUUAUUGGUGAUAGUAUUCCACAUGUACUCCGGAGUAUAUUCUCCGAUGCAGUUGAUGAUUCCAAGAUAUUGGAUUUUUUGUUCAGCCGGAAUCCUGUGAUUGUGUUUUGCAUCACCUUCAUAUCCUACCCACUCUCGCUCACUAGGGACAUCUCGAAGCUCGCAAAGGCAAGCGGACUAGCACUAAUCAGCAUGCUUGUCAUCAUCACCAUCGUUCUUGUUAGAGGACCUUCUGUGUCUGACUCUAUGCGUGGCUCAAUCAAGGGUUCCGCGUGGUUUUUACAACCAGACAUUUUUCAAGGCAUAAGUGUGAUUUCGUUUGCCAUGGUUUGUCAUCACAAUACCACGUUUAUUUACGAUUCGAUCAGGAAGCCCACUUUGGACCGUUUUAAUGCCGUUACGCAUCUUUCUUGCAUCGUUUCAACCAUAUUAUGUGCUUUACUCGGCAUCUCCGGGUACCUCAUCUUCGGCAAUAAGACUAAGGGUAAUAUCUUGAACAACUUUCCCACAAAUGAUCCCGCAAUCAAUGUUGCACGAUUCUGCUUUGGCCUCAACAUGUUGACCACCUUUCCGCUUGAAAUAUAUGUCGUUCGUGAAGUUUUCAAACAACUUAUAGCUAUAUAUCACGACGAAUCCGUAGAUGGCACAGAAUCCGAUUCUGUUUCUUUGAAAGACCUUACCACAUUCCAACACUUUGUCAUUACAUCAAUAGUUUCAUUCCUUCCUAUGAUCAUUUCACUCUUUACCUGCAACUUGGGUGCAGUCUUGGAAUUGGUUGGUGCCACCUCCGGCUCAAUUAUUGCAUACAUUUUCCCACCUCUUUGCUACGAUAAGAUGACAAAAUUCGGAAAGUCGAAGCUGAAAAGAGCCCCACUAAUGAUCUGUGUGGUAUUUGGCUUUGUAUUGAUGAUUGUGUCAUCUACUCAAACUAUUGCCGACUCUUUAACCGGGAAACAUGGAAAUCAUUGCGUGGAAUGA
Molecule: messenger RNA, 1551 nt
Organism: Brettanomyces bruxellensis
Lineage: Eukaryota; Fungi; Ascomycota; Pichiomycetes; Pichiales; Pichiaceae
Exons: 1
Coding region: 1-1551 (516 amino acids)
Biological process (GO): amino acid transmembrane transport
Cellular component (GO): endoplasmic reticulum
Molecular function (GO): amino acid transmembrane transporter activity
Source: RefSeq, a predicted model, not a curated record